Molecule: messenger RNA, 510 nt
Organism: Caenorhabditis remanei
Lineage: Eukaryota; Metazoa; Nematoda; Chromadorea; Rhabditida; Rhabditidae
Exons: 1
Coding region: 1-510 (169 amino acids)
Source: RefSeq, a predicted model, not a curated record
AUGCCAAAUCACGAUAUGAAGUUUUCUCUUAACGAUUUGAAGAUGACAAACGUUAGGUCACUCGAGAUUGCUGGCCCAGCUUUUGAAGUGGAAGACCUAAACCGUUAUUUCAAGUUGUGGAAGCAGAAAAAAUGUAAUUCUCGAUUGGAAUAUUUGCAAGUGGCGACAAUGGGAUGUGAAAGGAGGAAACUGAUAAAUCUCCUUCUGAAAGGACUCAAAGUUGGUAUAUAUUGUUACUUUGGAACAGAGCAAACAUUCCGGGUAUUGGGGAAUAUAAAACAGUUUAUUUCGGAGAUUGAGGAUGAGAGGCCUACUUGGGAAACUGAAAUAACAAGAUCGGACGGGAGAACAGCAACAAUCAGAAUUGGAUCUCAUGGAACGGUUUGUUUCUACGUUUGGCCAGAAUCUACUGAUGAUACAACAAAUAUUGAGCCAAAUCAAUCUUCAUUCAUGCGUAAAUUUUCUUUUAUUUCUAAUUUCUACAAUUCAUUUAUUGAACGUUUCAAAUAA